Sitodiplosis mosellana (orange wheat blossom midge) is the source of this 2914-nucleotide messenger RNA. RefSeq lists its product as uncharacterized. NCBI's taxonomy places the organism in Eukaryota, Metazoa, Arthropoda, Insecta, Diptera, Cecidomyiidae. The coding region runs from base 138 to 2528 and encodes 796 amino acids. The transcript has 3 exons. The record is from RefSeq and is a predicted model, not a curated record.
AAAUGCAAAUGGCCGAUUGAUUAUAUCAGUACACACAUUCGACAUUAGAACGACGCUGUUCAUUCAACCGAUUAGUUUUUAUUAGUUUGACUCAAUUGACGCAAAUCAAAUCUGAAUUUUUUUUCUUACCCAAUAAGAUGGAUAUUAUCAACGCAGAUUAUAUGGAAACUUUUGAAAAAUUUCAAAGCACUCUCAAAUCGACAAAAUACGCUUUGGCACAACUGGAUGUUUUGUCGGAAUCAAUUAAAUUAGCCGAUCCGAAAGAAGUGGAAGAACCGAAUAUUAAUUUUGUUCUAUCGUCGCUGUGCACAAAAUGGAUGCAAUUGAAUGCUGGACUGGGUAAACUCAACUGUAUCAAUACAACGGCAAAUCAAAAUGACGUGCACAACACGACAAAUGGCACGGCAAACCAAUUGAUUUUGUACUCAAUUCUCGAUGAAUUCAAACUGAACGAGAGUCAAAAGCCACAAUCGCCGUGCAUUGAUGUUGAUCGGAAGACGGGUUACAUUGGGCUCGGUUUCAUCUCACACAUUGCAAAUGAAUCACAAGGAACUGUAUACGUACUGGAUGUAAUGUCAAUGCCGGAUCCAUUGGUUUUGUAUGGAUCCACACCGAAGCCACUCGGACAUGCACCGACGCCCGGCGAAAUGUUUGCAUACGUUUAUCAGGAAAAGUAUUUGGUUCGUGCUGUUCGGCUGGCAUUCGAAUGUCGUGACCAAAAUAGUUCAACAAAUCAAUUUGGUGCAAUGCUCAUUGACAUCGGCUGCGUGGUUCGUAUCGAUGUCAAACCAAAUUACCGUGACUUGUAUGAGGUCACACAGGCCGCCAAAAUCAUUCCAGCCUAUGCAAAAUUGUGCCAUCUGGUUCAAAUCCCACCCAAGAUGUGCGUUCAUGAUUUGCUACACACGCGUGUCCACUACAAGGUUUUGUGCAACGAUGGAAACCAAAUGUUUGUCAACAUCGUGAGCGGAGGGAUUAAUCCGUUCGCGGUCGAACAACAAAAGGAAUGGAAUUUCUACAUGUACUUUUUCGGUGAUAAUUUGAACCAGGUGACACCGAGUAAACUCAACUUCGAUCGCCAGCGAAAUAGCAACAGUUUACCAAUCACAAUGCCACCACCAGUGCCAGCACGAGUAACGGCAACGACACCGGUAAAGCAAAAUGACAACAGUCUCAACCCAUUCGCCAAUACAUCACAAUACGAAAUUAAGAGCAUCGCCGUCACACCAUUGACCGACAAAGAAAACCCAUUCUAUGAUCCAAACACAAACGAGCUGGUGAGCACCAAACCGAAAUUCCUCAAUUUCCAGUUGACGAAGAUUUUGAACAACUUGUCCCCCGAAUGGAUCGACAAGAAUUUGCCACAACAUUCGAAACCAGAUGGGUCAAAGAUAGUAAACCAAGCAUCGCCGGCAGAUGAAAUCACAAUGGUACGAAUCACAAAUGACACGAAUGGUACGAAAGAACGCAAGAAUACAAUUGAUGAAGUGGACAAAACAUCAACCAAACAGAAUGGUUUCGAAGAGGCACCGCAAAUGCAAUCAACACCAGCGACAACUCGAAAACUUAAUCAAACAAAUGUGGUCUCAAAUCAGUCAAAAGUCUGUGAACCAGAAAAGACCGUUGUACCAUACAUGAAGCAGAGCAACGUUGCACAUCCACAAAUCGGAAAGAGCAAUCAGCGUCGUCAUGAAAUCGUACACAAAUCCAGCACUCUCAACAGUUUAGAAGAUUCAAUCGAAGAAGAAUGGGCAUUCCAGCAUGCAAAACCAACGAACGGUGAGCCAGAAGAGAAAAUGCCGCCAGCAUCACAAACGAAUUCAAUCGAGCCGAUUCAAAAUAAGAUCAAAAAGAAGGAAAAGCACACAUCCACUGAGUAUCCACAACCAAAGAAGUUGCCGGCAAUUGGCGAAACGGUACUGAUUCUGUACGAGCAUAUGGUGAGUGUAGAAGAAUUCUAUGCUGUCCUUCGGUUUGAUCCAACGCGUGACAUGGAAGUGGAUGAAUUUUCGGUGAUGAUGAACAAAGAAUGGAACAUACAACGCCUGCAACAGUACAACCACAAGUGUAAGCCAAAACUGUUCGACAAGGUGAUUGCAAUGUUCGAGAAUUGGUAUUGCCGGGCAAAGAUUAUCAAAGUCAUCGACGAGCAUGUGUUCCAGGUGUACUACGUGGACUAUGGUAAUUGUGCAAAGGUGAAAACAUUGCAAUUGUACAAAUACGACGAACGUUUGGACAAGUAUCCAGCGUAUGCUUUACAUUUCCGCCUGAACGGAGUCAAAGAGGUAAAUCCAUGGGACAACAAUUCGCGUCAAGCCAUCGAACAAAUCAUGAUUACCGAAUGUGAAGCAACCGUCGUUGAUAUCAUUCACUGCGACAAAAUGAAUCGCAAUACAUACGUGGUUGAUCUACGUGAUGAAAAUGGUUUGAAUGUGGCUGAAACACUGAUUAGCAAAAAUUACGCUCUACACACCGAACAUUUGGCAAAUCAUGCAACAGCAGAACGCUCACAUCAGAAUCGAAAUUGAAUUCAACAAUAGGUUCCAGAAGCUUCGACUAUGAGCACUUGAUGUACGCGCUCGCACAAAUAAUAAGAUUACAAUACACAAAUGAAGAAAAAAGGAAAAAAACCGUAGCAUUGAAAACCUUGAGUCUUACACAUCGUAUUUCUACUUCCCGUUUGAUUCAUUUAUUAGUUCCGUAUUUACGCUGUGACCGCAUAGAAUACAUGCUCUUAUACACGACUGCGAUAAAUUAUUUGCACAAAAUAAAAUCCAAUUCAUCGUCAUCACAUCACCAUACACACAGCAAUGAAAUGUAAGGAAAAAUUAGGGAAAAGGCAUUACAUGUACUUGCUUAUUGUACUAUUAUGAUGAAUAAAAAAACAACAUUUAUCCAUAUUUACAUUUUAAAA